AGUGUUUGAAAGAGUUAAGCCCAAUACUGGAAUGUCUUGGGAAUGUUGGCAGAGGGAGAGCAGCAGCUUUUUUCCUCCCUCUGGAUGGAGUCCCAGGACUGAGCUUGCAAAGUGAUGACUUUGGAUCCGAGUUUGUUUCUUGGUUCUGCAGCAGAGAGCUGGGAAGUGAUGUAGUGUAACCAAGAAGCCCUUUACAAGGGACGUACAAUUGCCUUCCUAAGGCAGGAGACGUAUUUUUACCUCUUCCCUGCUCAUUUCUGGGAGCAGCAGAACUCGCUUUGCGAAGAUACAGAGGGAGAAACCACAUCCUGAAGGGCGUAUGCGAAGGGAGAAGGGCACAUCCCCAAAGAGUUUAUUUUGGCUGCUGGUUUUUGUUGUCGGGUUUGGUUUGGUGGUUUGGCAUUUUGUUUGGUUUUGUGUUUUGGGUUUGUUUUUUUUUUAGUUUCUUUUCCUUCUCCUCCUUUGAUGGAAAUUGCAGUGACUUUUUAACCUUGCAGUUCAUAAGGCGCCUUGGGAUUAGCUGAUCUUUUCCGAGGAGGGAUUCCGGGGUGAUUCACACGGGGAGCUGGCAUGGCUGCCGUGCUCUUUGGCUUUGAGGAUCUGCUCUACAGCUGGGACAGCCUGGUGUGGAGCCUGACAUCCCGGGCUCUGAGGACUUGCCGCUUUGGAAACCUGAGGGUCCUGCAGCUCAUGCUGAAGCCAUGGUGCAUUUCCAGAGCCGUUUAUCAGAUGACGGAGGGCCGCAGAUGCCAAGUGCACCUCCUUGACGACAGGAAGCUGGAGCUCCUCGUUCAGCCAAAGCUUUUGGCCAAGGAGUUGCUUGAUUUGGUGGCAUCUCAUUUCAACCUGAAGGAGAAGGAAUACUUUGGAAUUGCGUUCACAGAUGAAACGGGACACUUGAACUGGCUUCAGCUGGACCGCCGGGUGCUGGAACAUGACUUCCCCAAAAAGUCAGGACCGGUUGUUUUGUACUUCUGUGUCAGGUUCUACAUCGAAAGCAUCUCCUAUCUAAAGGACAACGCCACCAUUGAGCUCUUUUUCUUGAAUGCCAAGUCCUGCAUCUACAAGGAACUCAUUGAGGUUGACAGUGAAGUGGUGUUUGAACUGGCUGCGUACAUCUUGCAGGAGGCAAAGGGUGAUUUUUCAAGCAAUGAAGUUGUAAGGAAUGAAUUAAAGAAGCUGCCGGCCCUUCCAACACCAGCGCUGAAGGAGCAUCCUUCCCUCGCUUACUGUGAGGAUCGAGUCAUUGAACAUUACAAGAAACUAAAUGGUCAGACAAGAGGUCAAGCAAUUGUGAAUUACAUGAGUAUUGUAGAAUCCCUCCCAACAUAUGGAGUGCAUUAUUACGCAGUAAAGGAUAAGCAGGGAAUUCCUUGGUGGUUAGGACUUAGCUACAAGGGGAUUUUUCAAUAUGACUACCACGACAAAGUGAAACCAAGAAAGAUCUUCCAAUGGAGGCAGCUGGAGAACCUCUAUUUCCGCGAGAAGAAGUUCUCAGUGGAGGUGCAUGACCCGCGCAGGGCAUCUGUGACCAGGAGGACUUUUGGGCAUAGUGGCAUCGCUGUGCACACGUGGUACGCCUGUCCAGCUCUAAUAAAGUCUAUCUGGGCUAUGGCCAUUAGUCAACAUCAAUUCUACCUGGACAGAAAGCAAAGCAAGUCCAAGAUCCAUGCUGCAAGAAGCCUGAGUGAGAUUGCGAUUGACCUGACCGAAACUGGAACGCUCAAGACCUCAAAGCUGGCCAACAUGGGGAGUAAAGGCAAAAUUAUCAGCGGCAGCAGCGGGAGUCUUCUGUCAUCAGGUUCCCAAGAGUCAGAUAGUUCUCAGUCUGCCAAGAAAGACAUGCUGGCUGCACUGAAAUCCAGGCAAGAAGCUUUGGAAGAGACGCUGCGCCAGCGCUUGGAAGAGCUGAAGAAACUGUGUCUUCGAGAAGCGGAGCUCACAGGAAAGCUGCCACGAGAAUACCCCCUGGAUCCUGGGGAGGAGCCGCCAAUUGUAAGGAGAAGAAUAGGAACUGCCUUCAAACUGGAUGAGCAGAAAAUCCUGCCCAAGGGAGAGGAGGCAGAGCUGGAGCGCCUGGAAAGGGAGUUUGCCAUUCAGUCCCAGAUCACCGAGGCUGCCCGGCGCCUGGCGAGCGACCCGAACGUCAGCAAAAAGCUGAAGAAGCAGAGGAAGACAUCCUACCUGAAUGCCCUGAAGAAACUGCAGGAGAUCGAAAACGCCAUCAAUGAGUAUCGUAUCAAAUCUGGAAAGAAGCCAACCCAGAGAGCCUCCCUGAUCAUAGAUGAAGGAAACAUUGCCAGUGAAGACAGCUCCCUCUCGGAUGCUCUUGUUCUCGAGGAUGAGGAUUCUCAGGUCACCAGCACAAUAUCCCCUCUCCAGUCCCCACACAAGGGACUCCCUCCCCGGCCACCCUUGCACAACAGGCCUCCUCCUCCACAGUCGCUGGAAGGCCUCCGCCAGAUGCAUUACCACCGCAACGACUAUGACAAGUCCCCCAUCAAACCCAAGAUGUGGAGUGAAUCAUCCUUGGAUGAACCCUAUGAGAAGGUCAAGAAACGCUCCUCACACAGUCAUUCCAGCAGCCACAAGCGGUUCCCCAGCACCGGGAGCUGUGCUGAGGCAGGAGGGAGCAGCUCGCUGCAGAACAGCCCCAUCCGGAGCCUCCCCCACUGGAACUCCCAGUCCAGCAUGCCGUCGACGCCAGAUCUACGGGUACGCAGUCCGCACUACGUCCACUCCACACGGUCAGUAGACAUCAGCCCAACCAGACUGCACAGCUUAGCUCAGCACUUUAGACACCGGAGCUCCAGUUUGGAGUCACAAGGCAAGCUCCUUGGCUCAGAAAAUGAGACAGGGAGCCCCGAUUUCUACACCCCAAGGACUCGUAGCAGUAACGGCUCUGACCCCAUGGACGACUGCUCUUCCUGCACCAGCCAUUCCAGCUCUGAGCAUUACUACCCCGCUCAGAUGAACCCAAACUACUCCACCCUGGCAGAGGAUUCUCCGUCGAAAGCCAGAGAGCGGCAGAGGCAAAGGCACAAAUCGGCGGGCAACCUGGUCUCUUCCAAUUCAGGGAGCAUGCCCAACCUGGCUGCGAGGAACGGGACAGGACAUCACCGUGUCUACCUGCACAGCCAGAGCCAACCCUCCUCCCAGUACAGGAUCAAGGAAUAUCCCUUGUACAUCGAGGGCAGCUCCACACCCGUGGUGGUGCGGAGCCUGGAGAAUGACCAGGAGGGACAUUACAGCGUGAAAGCACAAUUCAAAACCUCCAACUCCUACACAGCGGGGGGGAUGUUUAAGGAGAACUGGCAUGGGGAUGAAGUGGACUCCGUCAGGCUCACCCCCUCCCGCUCCCAAAUCAUAAGGACUCCGUCUCUGGGCAGGGAGGGCCAUGAGAAAGGCUCGGGUAGGACUGCCGUGUCGGACGAGCUGCGGCUCUGGUACCAGCGGUCCACAGCCUCCCACAAGGAGCACAGCCGCCUCUCACACACGAGCUCCACUUCCUCGGACAGCAGCUCCCAGUACAGCACAUCUUCGCAAAGCACCUUUGUGGCGCACAGCCGGGUCACGAGAAUGCCUCAGAUGUGUAAAGCAACGUCAGCUGCCUUACCUCACAGCCAGAGGAGUUCAACGCCGUCAAGUGAACUAGCAGCCACGCCACCAGGCAGCCCCCACCACAUCCUCGCAUGGCAGACUGGAGAAGCAACAGACAACUCACCCACUAUGGAUGAGUCUCAGUCUCCAACCCACCAAAGUACUGAUGAAUAGAGGAGCUACAACGAUAGCUGUUUCCUGGAUGCUCCCCUCUACCCGGAAUUAGCAGAUGUCCAGUGGUAUGGGCAGGAAAAAGCCAAGCCUGGGACUCUAGUGUGAACCCCUGACCUCAAGUGAAUCACAUCAAUGCCAUUCUGAGAUCACCUCACUGCCUCUCAUUUGCCUUACCCAGAUGCACUGUCACCCAGCACCAGCUUCAACUCUAAGCACUUUUCUCACGAUGCAAUUCAAGACGACAUUUGCAGAACACCGGCCCUGAGACAUCCACCGCAACAGCGCGUCCCUCCCACGGCCCGCGGCGCGGCGGGCGCAGAUGAGCAGCCGUCUUAGUAGUCGGUUGGCAAUUUAAAAAUUGAUUUUCCUUUGAUACGGUGGAAGCCUUUCAAGGCUUACAUCAAAUCUUGCUAUUCUGCGGCAUGUAACAGCGGUAAGAUUUCCACGACCUGCGAUCUGAAGCCAACGGAGCAUUAGUUCAAAGGGGGGGUGGGGGAGAAUAAAAUGAGACAGAGGCUGAGAAAUUGAUAUUAUAGUCCUGAAAGUGCAUCUGUUAUGAAAUAGUAAAAUCCCACCACUUAAAGGUAUGUCAGAGUCUCACAAUCAGACCUGCGCUGCCAAAGAUCGCCACACCGAUUUCGGCAGGAUGAGUUUGCUCAGCAAGUCCUUGUGACAAGAACCUCUGGUUUAACUCAACGGCAGGCACGACCACCUCCGGUAAAACCGCAUUUCCUCCUUCGCUACGAGCCCACCUACCUGCAAGUGAAAUAACCCGAGGUGCUGGAGCCGCGCCGGAGGGCUGGGCCGGCGUCACGGCAUCGCUGCCCACAAUCUCCUGUUAACCUGGACAAACGAGGUUGACAGAGGCAUUAGCUGAAGCAGAGGCAAGUGCUGCUGCUCCCAGCACCUCUGUGGGUGGUACCGGCUGUGCACCAGUCCACAAAGAGGUUGGGGUUGUGCUGGUAGAUUUUUAGUACUCUGAUGAAGAUAAAAAUUGCCAAAAAAAAAAAAAAAACAAAAAAAACCCCACCUUUCUACCAACAGAUACAGCCGAUAAAUUCUAAUCUAUUUCUGCACAAAGCGCUCACGUGAAAUCAAAAGGAAAGCACAUCGCAAUCUGACACGGUAAAGCUGCAGUAAUGUGUCUGUUCCGCUCAUUUUCCCUUCGUUAGCACCAGUGUAGCAAAGGGCUCGUCACCCGUGUACGGCUGCGUGGGAGAACCGGUCUGUCGGGAAAGGAAAAGGGUUGGACACCCAGCAGACCAAGAGAACCUUCCCAGCGCGAGGAGCGACCGCAAGAAAGAAGAAAAGCAACUAAACGAGGUGUUGGACGCGAGCGAGAGCUGCCGGCUGAUACCAAAAGGAACCGUACGAGCGCGUCGUGGAAGGAGCUGCAAGUUUACACGUAUUUUGAGCAAUGCUUUAUACACGUCAAGCCAUGGAACUUUCAAAUAAAAAGGCCUCAAAGACACUUUUGUAACGAACAAGUGCACAAUCUGGGUGGAUGUUGAAGCUGGCACGUCUAGGCUUCACUGCGGUGCUAUGCUGUUUUUAUUGCCACUAGAUGGGGGGAGGCAGCCGGCUUCCUCCCGUUUGUGCGUGCAAACGAUGAUUUCCUAUGGGAAAGGCAUUAAAAGAAACGGCUGGAGGGGGUGACUUUGUGAAAAGCAGAAACUGAAGUUAGCUUUAGUUUAAGGAAAAAAAAAGUGCGAGUGUGUGUGUGUGCGUGUGUGUGUGUUCCAAGAAUAACAAUAGCGUCUACCAGACAAAGUAGGGCGAAACGUUUAAAAUUAAACACCGCGACUUGGGGGGCUGCCACACCUUUUGGUAUUGAGAUUGCUGGAAAACUGCAUUCCAGGCUUUAAAAGAGAAUGGGUUCUUGGUAAUUGGGCUUGGAAAGACCGUGGGGUUUCUAAAAACGUGGAUGCAAGCGGCUCCUUGCGAACGCCUUCCUGCGGCGCACAUGAGGAACGUUCGCUCGGGCUCUCCGCUCGCCUGCUGUGCCGCUCUCCGGUGUCCCCGGUAAGACAGGACGGGGACGGUGACGGGCGGCAAACGCCCCUACGUGUCCAGGAAAAUCCGUGGCAGAGCCGGGAAGGAAACUCAUGUUCACACAUGAAGCAUAAAUGAAUUAUCCUUCUGGAAAAAAUGAAAUGAAAUGAAAUGAAAUAGCACAUACUAAUUUUUAUACUGCCAAGGGGUUUUUCCUGGGCCCGCAGGAGAACAAACCCCCUGACAGCGAUUGCUGGAAGAACAGCCAGCGGUGAGAUCGCGCCCUUGAUCUGAACGUGCAAAAUGCUGAUUUCACCAUCUCUUUGCGCUUUGGGGUCUUUAAUGUGGGAAUUAUUCAAGCUCCUAAUUGGAUUUUUAGCUGGAUGAGAGAUAGUACCGAUUAAUGACAUUUCCUGAUAAGAUUCAGUAGCUAAAUGAAAGGAUUAAACAAGGACCAAAUUAAGCAGCAGCAAGUAAUUUAGCCCACAGAUUUUUAGGGGCUCUGAGCAACUGUCUGUCUUCUUUUUAAUGUCCCUGGUAAGUGGUUUGUUGUUUUUUUUAUCUGUGUACCUUCUUUUAAUUAAAAAGAAUUCAACAACAGCGGCACUAUUAGGCCUCUGGGCACUACAGGAAGAAACAUUAAUUCCUCCAAGACCAGAUCUGCAGUUUUGCAGCAAAGGUGAAAAGGUGGCAGCCCUGAAAUUAGGGAAAGAAAAACAUUAAAUAGAAUAUAACCACAAAUAAUUGGUUCGCCUGACUUGCAAACAGGCUGGAGUAGAGAAGAAGCUUUCUAGAAACGGAUCGAGUUUUGCUUUGCGUUCUGCUUUUCUGUUUCGCAACCAAGGCACACGUGAGCAGCCAGUCUGGUAGUAAAGACAGAUUAAGUAAAACAGGUUUUACUGUUUAGCUCAAUUCAAUUAAACACAAAUGUACAUAAAAUGUUAAUCAUAUGAGAUUAACAUAUUUAAGUAGAAGGCGGAGGGGUGUAUACAUAGCUAUUAUAUACAAGCACUUGACUUACCAACUUAACCCCUCCUUGACUUUUUUAUUUCCCAAGGCUCCAUCUGACACAGAAGCCACAACCGCGUCCUCAGCCGACACGCCUGACGCUCCCUGGGUUCGGCAGGACCGGCGCACGGUCCCCGCGCCGGCACGCAGGGUUCAUUCUUCAAUGAUAUUAUAUGCAGUCGAGUGUGGAAAAUGUUGAAACAGUCCCGAUUUGUUUUCACUCUGUAUUAGUUUUAGUUUCAGGCAUAGCCGAUCCCCAUUCAGGUGCUAUCAGAUGACCAGUUACUGCUUAGUUAACUAGAUGUAAAGUUUUACAUAUAUAUUAAUGUCAAUAGUUUUAUUACAAGUUGUGUAAAAUGGACUCUCUAGUUUAAAAAAAAGGAAAAAGAAGAAAAAAAUUAGGUCUCUUCUGGAAUCGACUUUAGAGCAUGGAAAAUGAUUUUACUGGAUUCUGUUCAACUGUAAUCAAGGAAAAAAUAUGUAUGUUGUAGAAAAAGUUGCAGAAUUAAAAAGAAAAAAGAUCUGCUUUUAAUUUAUUCUUUUUGUAUUAAGAAUUUGUAUAGUUACCUUUACAUUUUGCAAAACGGUGUUGUCAACACUUCCUUAUUAAAGCAUUUUCAAAAUGAAA
Molecule: messenger RNA, 7402 nt
Organism: Columba livia (rock pigeon)
Lineage: Eukaryota; Metazoa; Chordata; Aves; Columbiformes; Columbidae
Gene: FRMD4A
Product: FERM domain containing 4A
Exons: 24
Coding region: 571-3774 (1067 amino acids)
Biological process (GO): establishment of epithelial cell polarity
Cellular component (GO): adherens junction; cytoskeleton; bicellular tight junction
Source: RefSeq, a predicted model, not a curated record